Molecule: messenger RNA, 1025 nt
Organism: Alternaria rosae
Lineage: Eukaryota; Fungi; Ascomycota; Dothideomycetes; Pleosporales; Pleosporaceae
Exons: 2
Coding region: 1-714 (237 amino acids)
Molecular function (GO): protein binding
Source: RefSeq, a predicted model, not a curated record
AUGCUCCUUGCGAAGCGACUUGGUUGCGACUUCGCACUAGUAGCAGACGGUGUGUCGUUUGAUGUCCAUUCGGGUUUCCUCGCUACUGGCUCGGAGGUGUUAGAGGAGUAUGCUUUUCCUGUCGAUGGUACACAGAAUCCCCCUAACAGGAAGUAUGAGUUCGACGCACGAGUACACAGUCCCAUGAUGGUCGACCGCCUCCUGGAAUUUAUGUACACCGGAAUCUAUCAACUCGACAAGGGCGGACGAGCGACGCUGUUACAUCAUCUGACUAGUUUACCCAUGGGUAAGACCAAGGCCAGCUAUCCCAUGGAAUUGGAGGGUCCACUAGCCUUCCACCUGAAGAUGUACGGAAUGGGUACGACCUUACGGUAUCAACCCUUGGUAGCCGUCGCGCAUCUAAAGAUGGCAGAGCACAUGCUCUUGAAGAUGAAGAUUAAUGUGGGAUUGGCUAAGAAUCUCGUGAUCAGGACAUAUGAUUUAGCCCAGAGGGUACAAGAUACAGCUGAGCAGCCCAACGACACUUUCGGGGAUGACAAUCUGGAGGAGCUAGUCGUAGCGUGUAUCCUGCACCACGUCCAUCAGAGGAUCUGGGCAGAGGAGGAAUUGGAAGGGCUCAAACACCCAUGCUCGGGCAUGCCCUGCUUUGGAAGUGGACUGGGAGCUUGCCGAAGAGGAGUACAAAGACUUACUGAAGACACGACUCGAGACUAAGAGAGCGGCGAAGAGGGCGAGACGAGGACAACAACAUCAGCAGGAGGUUGCGAAGAUGAUUCAGCUCUCAGAAGGGCCUCGCCAUCUGUAGACAUGAUUGAUACAUCGGAAGCUACGAUCUGCCGCAUCUUGUCUUACAGUUCCGAUACUUCCGAUUGAAGGAGCCACGAGAUGAGCAUGCGUAGAUAGUAGUGGCGGCAGUCAAAAGACACGAUGCAGGGCUAUUGGCAGGGCAUCAGAGCGUGUAUUCGAUCUGUGCCGUAGUAUAGCUGUAAAAGAGUUCCUCAAUAGCGAUGUUGCUGAUGUGAGGC